Messenger RNA from Oryza sativa Japonica Group (Japanese rice), 1721 nucleotides. RefSeq names its product peroxidase 43. The record is from RefSeq and is a predicted model, not a curated record. Gene Ontology annotation, cellular component: plasmodesma; plant-type cell wall. Gene Ontology annotation, biological process: response to oxidative stress; hydrogen peroxide catabolic process. NCBI's taxonomy places the organism in Eukaryota, Viridiplantae, Streptophyta, Magnoliopsida, Poales, Poaceae. Gene Ontology annotation, molecular function: peroxidase activity; heme binding.
AAAACCCUAUAAAAGCUCUUCAACGCAGUUCCCAGCUGGACCUCCGACCUCCUACCUCCUCACCUUCUUCUUUCUCCAUUCUAGCUAUCUUAGCUAGCUAGAUAUCUCUCUGAAAUCUCUUCUUGUUGGGUUGAGAUGGGUAGGAGUGGUGGUGGCGGUGGUGGUCCGGCGAUGUUGCUGGUGGCGGCGGUGCUCGUCGCCGGCGCCGCCGUCAGCAAUGCGCAGCUGAAGGUGGGGUUCUACUCCAAGUCAUGCCCUACAGCUGAAUCCACCGUCGCCUCCGCCGUCCGGCAGUUCGCCGACGCCGACAGCACCAUCCUCCCCGCCCUUGUUCGUCUCCAGUUCCACGACUGCUUCGCCAAGGGGUGUGAUGGGUCGGUGCUGAUCAAGGGAGUGGGGAAUAACGCGGAGGUGAACAACAACAAGCACCAGGGGCUGCGUGGGCUUGACGUGGUGGACAGCAUCAAGCAGCAGCUGGAGUCGGAGUGCCCCGGCGUCGUCUCCUGCGCCGACAUCGUCGUCCUCGCCUCCCGCGACGCCAUCGCCUUCACGGGUGGGCCGUCGUUCGACGUGCCGACGGGGCGGCGCGACGGGCGGACGUCGAGCCUCCGCGACGCCGACGUGCUCCCCGACGUCAAGGACUCCAUCGACGUCCUCCGCUCCAAGUUCGCCGCCAAUGGCCUCGACGACAAGGACCUCGUCCUCCUCAGCUCGGCGCACACGGUGGGGACGACGGCGUGCUUCUUCCUGCAGGACAGGCUGUACAACUUCCCGCUCGCCGGCGGCGGCCGCGGCGCGGACCCGUCGAUCCCGGAGGCGUUCCUCUCGGAGCUCCAGUCCCGGUGCGCCCCCGGCGACUUCAACACGCGGCUGCCGCUCGACCGCGGCAGCGAGGCCGAGUUCGACACCUCCAUCCUCCGCAACAUCCGCAACGGCUUCGCCGUCAUCGCCUCCGACGCCGCGCUCUACAACGCCACGGCCACCGUCGGCGUCGUCGACACCUACUCCAGCAUGCUCAGCGCCUUCUUCGGCCCCUACUUCCGCCAGGACUUCGCCGACGCCAUGGUCAAGAUGGGGAGCGUCGGCGUGCUCACCGGCGCCGCCGGCGAGGUCAGGAAAGUCUGCUCCAAGUUCAACUGAGUUUGAAAAAAAAUUAAGCUAGAGCUAUUAGCUGGUAGAAUGAGAUGAAAAUUAAUCAUCCAUGGUUGGCAUAAUUUUAAUUUCUUCUUGAAAUCAACAAAAUUGUGUAGAUCAUAAUUAAAUUACUGGAAAUUAAAAGGAAUUGAUCAAGUUCAUGUGCAUCUUGCUGGGACAGAAGAAGAGAGAAAUUUUGCAUAAAGGUCCAAAAAUAUUAAAUUAAUUGAGGAUCUGUGCAGUUUUCUUCUUUUCUGGGGUCUCAGAAGAUGGAAUAUAUACAGAGAGAGGGGUUAUAAGAUAAAUUUGGUCUACAUGUUUAUAUAUAUACAUAUAUGUACAAGUGAGAUAUAGUCAUUUUUGUUCUUGGGUUUGGGGUAUUUUGUUGAUUUGUUGCCGAGUGAAACUGUAAAGAAGUGUUGAAUUCAUUGAUUCUAAGUGGUGCCAAACCUCUGUAACGAUCUGUCCCCUAGCUUAAUUUUUUUUCUUUGGUUGGAUUGUAAAUUAAAAGCUACCAUUUGCUUCUUGUUACGAGCUUUAAAGUGCAGUUAUAUUGUUAGGGCCGGCCUAGUACAUGGAUUGUUCUA